AUGCAGGAGAAUUCUGUGAAUCCAAUUGCAGUUGCAACACCAAGUGCGGGUAACGUGCUGGUCCUCCUAAAUACUUUAUAUACAUCUGGAUUUGCAUCACAUAGUCCAAGUCAACCACUACUCAGCGGGCGGACAAUGCACACAUUAUAUGCGAUAAGUUUUGUGAUAUACUCUGUAUCAUGUGUGGUUGAUUGGAUUUAUGCAUAUUGCACCUUGAGAGGAUAUGUUACAUCAUUUCCAUUAAAGACGGAAAUAGUUGUCGCUUUAGUUUCUAUAGCUGUAAUUGGAUCAAUGCUCAAUGCUUUAUUGCUUGCUUUCAAUAACUUUAGGAUAGUAUUUCUUUUUCUCGCUGUGCACGAUUUUCCUAUUACCAUUAUUAAUUUCUUUUUUAUAGCUGCCUGCCGUUGCGUUGGGCCAAAGGUUUGGCAGUGGCCUGUAGUGAUAAUUACUUUAACUACAACUGCGAAUGUUAUUUGGCGAUUGAUUAUGCUAUACAUUGCAUAUCAAAGAAUGAUUUGUCCGAUGAAAAAGGCCACAAGAAUUACUUCAUCAGUGCACAAUCCUUCAUUCAUGGAACAACUCAAAGCUAAUACAAGCCAAAAAGGAGGAGGGCGUUUGAACGAAUAUGAUGAAUGUUGGCCAACUCGAUAUAGCUAUCGCAAGGUUUUCGGUGAUCCAGAAGCUACUGAGGGUCGCGAAGAAUUAAUACAUUUUACAAUGCCUCAAAGUAAAUUAGCGCGAUGUAUUUGCUGUAAUAUAUUGGUCUUACUUGUUUAUAAGUUCUAUCUUGUUGUUCGCCUUGUUGCUAUCAUUACAUUUAUAGUAAGUAUAGCUUUUAUCAUCGACACAAAUGCUCUCGAUCAUUUAUCAGGUAAAGCUUAA
Molecule: messenger RNA, 882 nt
Organism: Dracunculus medinensis (Guinea worm)
Lineage: Eukaryota; Metazoa; Nematoda; Chromadorea; Rhabditida; Dracunculidae
Source: the annotation of a GenBank genome assembly